AUGGCGUUCAACUUCAACUGGUCGCCUUUGAUGGCGGACGCGGGUUUUUACACCCGGGCCCAAGAUCUGCUUACGGCCGCCCUCAAUAAGUCGCCCAAACCGCCCAUCAUUGUCGAUGAUAUUCACGUCACCGAACUCAACCUGGGCUCUAUCCCACCCGAGCUGGAAAUCUUGGAAAUCGGCGACUUGGCGGAGGAUCGGUUUCGCGGCAUUUUCAAGAUGUCCUAUACCGGCGACGCCUUUCUCACGCUGAAGACCCGAGUCCAAGCAAAUCCACUCAAUACCUUCCUACUCACACGACCGACUUUCGCGUCACCGGUGCCAUUGGCUGCAGCUACCCCGCUGACGAUACCGCUGCAAAUCACCCUAUCCGACUUCAAACUCUCUGGAUUCGUGAUACUCGUAUUCUCAAAACAGAAAGGCAUCACCGUGGUCUUCCGCAACGACCCGCUCGAGUCGCUCAAGGUUUCAUCGACAUUCGAUUCCAUCCCAUUCGUGCGCGACUUCUUACAGCGAGAAAUCGAGGCCCAACUUCGCAUCCUAUUCAUGGACGAACUCCCCGCUAUCAUCCACCGAUUAUCGCUACGGUUAUGGGUUCCAGAAUACCGCACAGGCGAGGAAAUGAACGACGAAACGGAGAACACGGCUACAACGACUGAAGGCCCCGGCCAGGAUCCCCUCGCGAGCCCGCCUCAAGACCCCGUCGACUCGCUCGGAAACGCGCUCAAUGAAUCCGAAAUCGCAUCGCUCUCCUUAGAUUCUUCGGUCGAAACACAUUCUUUGUUCUCCCAAAAGAACCUUCUUCGCCUAGCCGCUUUGACCGAUUCGCAGCGCACUCUUUCACUGUUCACUCCAUCGAUCAACGAAGUUGUGUAUCGGGCAUGGACCGCUCCCACCGACACUAGCGAAUUCCCAUCGAGUGUUAUCUCCCCUCUCAGCCCGACGUUAUCACGAACACAUUCCCAAAUCGGCAGCAUAUCUUCUCUUCACGAAACCGCCAGCGCUGUGUCUAUGAGCCGCUCGUCCUCCACUCCCGGCCAGACUUUCAACACCAGCACUUAUGGCUUGAGCCUGGGUGCCGGACGCCACUCUAAGGCCCACUCGCGCAAGCGCAAGAAGCGCGUGGUGGACCUGCGCCGCCCAAAGACUACCGAUGAUGCAAUGAGCGUCAGCGAUGAGAGCGUCGUGACCGAGUCCUCCCGGCCCCCAUCCAUCGCUUCCGCGCCUCUGCCCAUCGUCUGCGAACAGUCCGACGACCCUGUUACCCCUCCUUUGUCGCCUGAGAAUGACUUCCAUCUACCCCCGAUCCCUGAGAGGCACCGGGCGAGCCUAUCUCGCCCAAACCGCGACCUCUCUUACUCCCAUGAGACCAUCCGCCCAGGUCGCGCACCAAAGGCGGAGGACGUGGACGCCACGCCCCGGGCCACCGUGCGUGGUGUCGCCCAUGAGAAAUCCGAGGCGGGACCUUCCCGUUCACUGCCCUCGGUUGCUCUCCCGUUCACCGAGGAGAAGUCCAAUGACGGUGUUGAUUCUGUGCUAGUUGAAAAACUAGCUGGUGAAAUCGCCCGUCGAAUGCGCGAGGAUAAAAUGAUGACCAAUGCCUGCAGUGGCUUUUGGACUCGUCAGCAUGAAGAUGCUCCUCCCCCGGCCUAUGGCCAUUGA
Molecule: messenger RNA, 1662 nt
Organism: Penicillium olsonii
Lineage: Eukaryota; Fungi; Ascomycota; Eurotiomycetes; Eurotiales; Aspergillaceae
Source: the annotation of a GenBank genome assembly